Molecule: messenger RNA, 1782 nt
Organism: Microdochium trichocladiopsis
Lineage: Eukaryota; Fungi; Ascomycota; Sordariomycetes; Xylariales; Microdochiaceae
Product: putative Deoxyribodipyrimidine photo-lyase
Exons: 4
Coding region: 1-1782 (593 amino acids)
Biological process (GO): entrainment of circadian clock by photoperiod; circadian regulation of gene expression
Cellular component (GO): cytoplasm; nucleus
Molecular function (GO): FAD binding; DNA binding
Source: RefSeq, a predicted model, not a curated record
AUGGCACUUCAACCAGCAACCAAGGCCCCCUCUGCGAGUAAGCGCAAGCUUGCACAGGUCGCAACGGCUCCAUCCCCUCCUCCUCCUACCAAGAAACCCAGAACAAUCAAGAAGGAUGCCAGCCCAACACCUUUAAAUGCUCCCAACUCAGCUCUGCUGCGCGAGCCGCACCACCUGGCCGACGAGGCGGAGGAGCACGGCAUCGUCCUGCGUGACUUCUACCCUCGUGAGAUGAACAAUGUCCGCGCAAAGGCCUACAACGACAACAUCCUCCCCCGGCCCAUAGAACUUCUCACCAAAGCCCUGGCCGACACCUCUUCAGUGCGGUCCAAGGUCGAGGUCAAGGACGCAGUCGUCCACUGGUUCAAGAUGGACCUCCGGACGUACGACAACCGCGCGCUCAGCAUGGCUAGCAGGAAGGCCGCCGAGGCCGGCGUGCCCCUCAUCUGCGUCUAUCUCGUCAGCCCGGAGGACUUCACGGCGCACCUGCGCGCGCCCGUGCGGGUAGACUUCAUGAUGCGCACUCUCGCCGUGCUCAAGAAGGACCUUGCGGCUCUCGACGUCCCACUGCACGUCGAGACGGUGGGCAAGCGCAAGGACAUCCCUCAGCGCAUGCUGGCGCUCAUGGCCAGCCACCUGUUCGCCAACAUGGAAUACGAGGUCGACGAGCUACGGCGUGAGGCGAAGAUGCAUGGCAUGUCGAUGGAGGUGCUGCACGAUUCGUGCAUCGUGCCCCCGGGCUUGCUGGCUUCGGGCUCUGGCAAGCAGUACUCGGUUUACUCACCGUGGUUCCGCGCCUGGGUGGCCUAUCUGCAUUCUCAUAUGGAUCUGCUCCUCGACGUUUUUGACCCCCCGACAAAGAACCCAGCUUCAGUGCGGAAGGGCAAGCACAGCACAAUCUUCGACUCAGAGAUUCCAGACGUACCCAAGAACAAGGCCCUCUCCACAGAGGAGAAGAAGCGCUUCCACGCGCUGUGGCCCGCUGGCGAGCACGAAGCCAUUGACCGGCUAAACAAGUUCGUUGAGGAGCGGAUCUCACGCUACUCGGAGCGGCGCAAUUUCCCCGGCGACGCGUGCACGUCGUCAAUCUCGGUACACCUGGCGGCGGGCACGCUCAGCGCACGCACGGCGGUACGGGCCGCGCGCGAUAAGAACAAGGGGAAGAACCUUGACGCCGGGGCCGAGGGGAUCAAGACGUGGAUCAGCGAGGUCGCGUGGCGCGACUUCUACAAGCACGUGCUCGUGCACUGGCCCUACAUCUGCAUGAACAAGCCGUUCAAGCCCGAGUACUCGAACAUUGAGUGGUCGUACGACAUGGAGCACUUCCAGGCCUGGAAGGACGGCCGGACGGGGUUCCCCAUUGUCGACGCCGCAAUGCGGCAGUGCAAGGCGACGGGCUGGAUGCACAACCGGUGCCGGAUGAUUGUCGCGUCUUUUUUGUGCAAGGACUUGCUCAUCGACUGGCGCCUGGGCGAGCGGUACUUUAUGGAGACUCUGAUUGACGGUGACUUUGCGUCGAACAAUGGUGGCUGGGGCUUCUCUGCGUCGUGCGGUGUCGACCCGCAGCCGUACUUUCGCAUCUUCAACCCGCUGCUUCAGAGCGAGAAGUUCGACCCGCAGGGCGAGUACAUUCGGAAAUGGAUUCCCGAACUCAAGGGCGUACAAGGUGCCGCGAUACACGAUCCGUAUGGCAGGACGGGCGGUCUCUCCAAGAGCGCGGCAGGCAAGGAAGGAGCUUAUCCGCAGCGCAUUUUGGUUGCUGUUCAGGAGAAGAGGCAAUGA